Molecule: messenger RNA, 1008 nt
Organism: Trifolium pratense (red clover)
Lineage: Eukaryota; Viridiplantae; Streptophyta; Magnoliopsida; Fabales; Fabaceae
Exons: 2
Coding region: 98-490 (130 amino acids)
Source: RefSeq, a predicted model, not a curated record
UCCAUAAUUCAUAAUUCAAGUGAAUCCUAAGGACAAAUAAAACAAACACUACCUAACUAACUAGAGUGUCUUUAGAGAGAAUUAGAGAAUUAGAGAAAUGGAGCUUCAAGACACAGCAGCAAGUAAAAUAACCAUUGGUCUUCCAUUGGGUUUAGCACUCCUCUUUGCUUGUUUAAUCUUCAUUUGUGUCUUAUUUUGUUGCUUAUUACAUUGGAAUAAGCUCAAACUUUUGUCUCCAUAUUCUUCUGAGGUUAUUAGUUCUCAAGCUCAAACACAAGCUGAUUUAACUUCCUCUCCUCAGAAACCAGCAUUUCCUUUUGUGAUGAUGAAGCAGAGCUAUGCUGAGAGCUUGCCUGUGUUGAUGCCAGGAGAUGAGAUCCCAAAAUUCAUAGCCAUGGCAUGUCCAUGUAAGCUUCCAACAGAUGAAAGUAUCACAAUCCAUGUCCACAAGGAAGAAACAAAUGAUUUUUCAAGUGACAAUCCAUGUUAAAAAGAUGUUGAAUUUUGCUUUUUCAGGGUAGGUUAGACAUGUAUUAGAUCAUAUUCCUCUAAAACGAGCAAUUCAGUUUAUAAAGUGACUAAGAUCAAUUGUUAAUCAAUGAUUGAUAUUGUACGCACGUGCAUAAUAAAAUCAUGUGUCGUAAAAAUAUCAAUCAUUGAUUUUCUCACUUUAUUAACUGCUCACAGGAGCCGAAUCCGAAUCCCUUAGAUGUAUACACAUUUCACGCACCUUCUCAAUUUGUGCUAAGUGAUAUUAUCUAACAAGCUCAAUGAAGGUGCUUGAAAAUAAAAGAAAUCAGGACUCCCAUUUUAUUUUUGGUCAGAAUGGGAAGAAAAUGGUUGAAAUUGAAUAUUAACCAUCCUGAUGUAAUUUAUUAUUUGUUUGUGUCUCUUUUCCAACUUGAAGAAAACUUCUAUAUGCUCCUUUUAAGUGUAAGAAACAAAGAUUGAUGCCACUAUCUGAAUGUAUCAUUCCACAGCAUUGUAAUAUAAUUUGUGUUUCAAAUC